UAUCUGGUGGAUUGUUUUGGAGCAGUCACUGAACUGAUGAAGUUUGUUUCUGGAUGCUAGUGAAGCGAUGUGAACACAGCCGUCUGUAUAGAAGCAAUUCCUGCCCUGCAGAGGCUCCAGCGAGCUCGGCACGGGCCGCGGCCCUCCACACGCCUGGCCGGCCCCAUGCCCGACCACGCGGACGUCAGCCUGCCCCCGGAGCAGCGUGUCCGGGGCUUGAUCCAGAUGGGAAGCAUCGUGGAGGUGAACGAGGAAGUCCCGCCGCGCAGGUACUACCGCUCCGGAGUGGAGAUGAUCCGGAUGGCGGCGAUCUAUUGCGAGGAAGGCAACAUCGAACGGGCCUUCAUGCUGUACAACAAGUACAUCACGCUCUUCAUAGAGAAGCUGCCCAAGCAUCGCGAUUACAAAACUGCUGUUAUUCCAGAGAAGAGAGAGACAGUGAAAAAACUAAAAGACGUUGCAUUUCCUAGAGCUGAAAAACUGAAAGAGGAGCUUUUAGAAAAAUACAACAAAGAAUAUGCAGAGUACAAUGUACAGAAGAAGAAGCAGGAAGAAGAGUUUGCGCACAGCCUGGCUCUGCAGCAGCAGCUGGAGGAGGAAAGGCGAAGAGUGGCCCUGAUGAAGCAGCAGCAGGCAGAGCAGGAGCAGUUCAGCGCCUUCGAGGAGAUGAUCCGACGCCAAGAGCUGGAGAAGGAGCGCCUGAAAAUUGUGCAGCAGUUUGGGACACCUGCCGCUGAAUCCUCGGAAGGCCCCUUGAUACCUGGAAUGGUCAUGCCUCCCACCGACCCGGAGAUCCUCGGCCCCCGGAGCCCCAGCGGGGGCGGUGUGCCGCCAAAGGCCCCGACUGUGGACAGGUCCCUGAAGCCUGGCGCAUUGGGGAACCUCAGAAACAAUGCUGCCAUAGAAGGACUUCGCCAUGUUAUUGUCCCGAGGGAGCUUUGCCAUAAAUUUCUUCAGCUGGCAGAUGCAAACACCGCACGGGGCGUGGAGACCUGCGGGAUCCUUUGUGGAAAGCUGGUGAGGGACGAGUUCACAGUGACCCACGUCAUCGUCCCCAAGCAGUCAGGGGGGCCCGACUACUGCAACACGGAGAAUGAAGAGGAGCUCUUCGUGAUCCAGGACCAGUGCAGCCUCAUCACCUUGGGGUGGAUCCAUACCCACCCGACCCAAACAGCGUUCCUUUCCAGCGUGGACCUGCACACACACUGUUCCUACCAGAUGAUGAUGCCCGAGUCCGUAGCUGUUGUCUGCUCACCGAAAUAUCAAGAGACAGGAUUCUUUAAAUUGACGGAUCACGGCAUGGAAGUGAUCUCUUCCUGUAGGCAAAAAGGCUUCCAUCCACACUGCAAAGAUCCUCCUCUCUUCACUACCUGCAACCACGUGACCGUCAUGGAGCGCGAAGUGGUGGUGCUGGACCUUCGGUAGAGCAGAUGCUUCCCUGCGAGCCCGCCUGUUAACAUAGCUAACUAGGACCCAUCUAUGCAGCCAUUCCUAAGAGUUUACCUGCGGUUUUGCAUUCCCUUGGAUCCCCUGCUGUUGUUGAACUUGGGGGUCCGGAGGAGGACAACUGAAUUCAAGGGGAAAAUGUGUAUAUGUAUGUAUAUAACUUGCGCUGACACUAAACCUUGAUUCAGCUAGCCUUCUGCUGAUCACACUCCUCAGGCUGUGCUCUGCCAAACUGUACUCCCAGGCACAAAGGCGGAAUUGGAUCCAUUAAAGACCCUUUAAAAGGAGGCCUGCAGACUUCAGGCUCAUCAAAACAUAUCCCUUGGGAUUCUCUCCAAUACUCUUCAGUAUUGAUGGGACGCCUUUGGCAGAUGCCUGGAGUUUUCAGGCUCAACAAUACGGUGCCACAAUUCAGAAUAAUAUUUACACUAGGGGGGGGGGAAUUAUGUGGGGAGAAGAUUGUGCCAUUUUGUUUCUUUAAGGAAAAUGACAGUCGCUUCAGGCGUUCUUUCCAGGGAAGAGGUGGUGAGCUUGGGAAAAGGAAUCCAGAGAAGAGGAUUCAUAAAAUAGCUCCUCCGUGCCAUUCCUAGUGAGCUCUGCUCUAGGAUGCUGCUGCGCGUUGGUUGUGCUAGGAGCAUUCAGUCCCAGCAAGUGCCAGAAUGAGCUGUGCACUGGAUUAUCUCACUCCAGGGCACAGUCCUGGGCGUGGUUGGACAGGAAGAAUUCAGCAAAUUUCUGUGCACCCAGCUAGCCAUUUAUAAGACUAGGGCUGCUGUCUAAACAUAUUUAGGGUUGGCACCACCUUAUGCAAGUAUGCCAGGGCUCAGUUAAUACAUCUGCACCUAUAAAAAGUGUGUGUGUGUGUGUGUGUGUGUGUGUGUGUGUGUGUGUGAAAGAGAGAGCGAGUGAGCGAGCGAGUACACAUGCAGUACACUCAGGAUGCAUGUGAAUUCCAUCCAUCUGCCUAGUUUUUUCCAGUCUGGACAAUGGAAAUGAGUUGGUAUGAUCUAAGAGCAAACCUUUCCUUUCAGCUAAGAAACAUUGCAAGAAUUAUUCUGCACGUGCCUGGGAAUCAUACAGGAUAGUAGUUCUGCAGGUGUGCUAGUUCUUGCCAUCAGUCUAUCAAGAAUAAGUAAUUCCAAACACUUGUACCUCAAUUUUUUUUGGUGAACUUUGUUAAAUUUGGCGCGUGGCAUGACCUGAGCACUGGCUUCAGAGAGGGCCAGUGCAGCAGCUUUGCACCUACUGUCCUGCAUUGCAAUGCAUCUGAAAUGAAAAUUCACCUGAUCUGAGCCUAGCAAUGCAUUUCAGGUUCGGGAGUGGCUCACAGCAACAAUUAGCGGGCAGUGGCUGCAAAGUUGCGGUCCCCGUGACCCCCCCGGACCUUCUGCCACUGGCCAUAUGAAGAGCAGGCCUGUGACCUGCGGGCCAGCUCAAAACUCUCGUUCUGCAUGCUGGUGGUUCCAUCUCGGUAUAUGAAAUGUAUAUGCAUCCCUGUGUAUGGAGCAGGCAGGCCUGUCUGAGAAUUCGGUGCCCAGAGCUAGUCUUCAUCCGCUCCUUCCUCUGCUCGUGCGUGCGCAUCACUGCUGUUCGAAAUCAUCCUGCCAGGAAUUCUGCACACGCUGCUGACUGUGUCUUUGCUACCUGAUCAGAUCUGAUUCUCCACUUGGGGUAUAUGGUGCUGUAUCAAAACAUAUUCUCAGAUGUAUAUGAGAUUGAAUGAUCUCACGUUCUCUGAAAAUAAACUAAUUUUGCGCUUUGCAAGUAGGGCAACCCAGACCAAGCCCUUCCUUGUACCACAUA
Varanus komodoensis (Komodo dragon) is the source of this 3249-nucleotide messenger RNA. RefSeq names its product STAM binding protein (gene STAMBP). Gene Ontology annotation, cellular component: cleavage furrow; endosome. Lineage: Eukaryota; Metazoa; Chordata; Lepidosauria; Squamata; Varanidae. Gene Ontology annotation, biological process: protein K63-linked deubiquitination. The transcript is spliced from 10 exons. The record is from RefSeq and is a predicted model, not a curated record. Gene Ontology annotation, molecular function: K63-linked deubiquitinase activity; metal-dependent deubiquitinase activity; protein binding. Bases 166 to 1425 code for a protein of 419 amino acids.